UCUUCUCCUCUCCUGUCCAUGAACGCGCAGCAUCCAAGGACGGACCGCGGGCUCGCGAGCUUCAGGUCAUCUGGAAGUCCGCGAGCAUCAACCGACAGAAAGGCGACGGACAGCACCGACACACCAACACACACACACACACCAACACACACACACACACACACACCGACACACACACAGAGACAUCAGAUGAGGAGAGAACAAGGAGAGACUGGUUCAGUGUGAGAGAGCCGUGAUGGAGACGCGGUGAAUCAACAGGACGAGGCGCGAGACGGUCUCAACAAUGUCAGCGGGGUUUGUUCCGUUAAACUGUCAAUGAACACCAACAUUUGAUCCACCACAGAAGAAGAAACCGGGACUGGAUCCUCCGGUGUGACACGGUGAGGCGCACAGCACCGAGCACUCGGCACCGGAGGGCUUCAAUAUUUCACUUAGUAAUUAAUACAACAACAACAUCCACCUUUAACCUGACGGACCCGAGGACCGGACAGAACCGGACACGGCACCAGCUGACGGUACCGAGCCCACACUGGGAGCACUGGGAGCACUGGGAGAGAUCACCGUGAUCUGAAGAAAUCACAGACGGUGAAAUCAACAGGAGACUCGACGACGCAGUUUGUAACGGAAUUCUGACCCUGAGGCGGAGAACUGGGUUGGAUCUGACAGAGACCUGCUGCAGGACCAGGACCAGGAUCUGAACCAGGACCAGGACCAGGACCAGGACCAGGAUCUGAACCAGGACCAGGACCAGGACCAGGACCAGGAUCUGAGUCGUCUGUAAACAUGGAGCUCCUUCGUGGCGUGCUCCUCCUCACCGUGCUGCAGUGCUGUUCUGUGGCCCGUGGCGGCUGUGAGCCUCGGCUGGUGAACAUCGGCGCCGUGUUGAGUCAGAAGCGCUAUGAGCAGGUGUUCAAGGAGGCGGUGAGCCAGGCCAACACGCUGUACGGGAAGGAGAAGUUCAAGAUGAACGCCAUCUCUGUCACUCACAAACCCAACGCCAUCCAGAUGGCUCUGUCCGUCUGCGAGGACCUCAUCUCCAACCAGGUGUAUGCGAUCCUGGUCAGUCACCCUCCUCAGUCCAACGACCACCUGACUCCUACACCUGUCUCCUACACUGCCGGUUUCUACCGGAUCCCUGUGGUCGGCCUGACAACACGCAUGUCCAUCUACUCUGACAAGAGCAUCCACCUGUCGUUCCUGAGGACGGUGCCUCCGUACUCCCACCAGGCUCAGGUCUGGUUCGACCUGAUGAGAGAGUUCAGGUGGAAUCACAUCAUCCUCAUCGUCAGCGACGACCACGAAGGCCGAGCGGCUCAGAAGAGACUGGAGACACUGCUGGAGGAGAGGGAGACCAAGACUAAAAACAGGAACUAUGAAAACCUCGACCAACAGAACUUUGACUUCAGGAGAACACCCAAGGCAGAGAAGGUGCUGCUGUUCAGUCCAGACACCAACCUGACGGCUCUGCUGCUGGAGGCCAAAGACCUGGAGGCCCGAGUCAUCAUCCUCUCUGCCAGCGAGGAUGAAGCGGCGGCGGUGUAUAAGGCGGCGCGGCAGCUCAACAUGACCGGCUCUGGUUACGUGUGGCUGGUCGGGGAGAGAGAGAUGACGGGCAAAGCGCUGAGUGAAGCUCCAGACGGCCUGCUGGGCCUCCAGCUGAUUAACGGUAAGAACGAGUCGGCUCACAUCGCGGACGCCGUGGCGGUGGUGGCUCAGUCUCUGCAGGAGCUGUUUGAGAAGGAGAACAUCACAGAGCCGCCACGGGGCUGCGUGGGAAACACCAACAUCUGGAGGACCGGACCGCUUUUUAAACGAGUGCUGAUGUCGUCCAAGUACCCUGACGGUCUGACAGGACGGAUCGAGUUUAACGACGACGGCGACCGACGCUUCGCCACUUACAGCAUCCUAAACUACCAACAGAAGCCAGGUCGCCUCGUCCAGGUAGGAGUCUUCAAUGGAUCACAGAUUGUGACGAUCCAUCAGGAGCCGUUUGUUUACGUGAAGCCAACAAAGACUGACGGGACGUGUAAAGAAGAGUACACCGUCAAUGGAGUCUUAAUCAAGAAGGUGAUCUGUACUGGACCCAAUGGGACCAUACCAGGUCAGCCCAUCGUCCCUCAGUGUUGCUACGGUUUCUGCAUCGACCUGCUCAUCAAGCUGGCGAUGAGCAUGAACUUCACCUACGAGGUUCACCUGGUGGCUGAUGGGAAAUUUGGCACGCAGGAGCGAGUCAACAACAGUAACAAGAAGGAGUGGAACGGGAUGAUGGGGGAGCUGCUGGGAGGUCUGGCCGACAUGAUCGUCGCUCCCCUCACCAUCAACAACGAGCGCGCUCAGUACAUCGAGUUCUCCAAACCCUUCAAAUACCAGGGACUCACCAUCCUCGUCAAGAAGGAAAUCCCUCGCAGCACUCUGGAUUCAUUCAUGCAGCCGUUCCAGAGCACACUGUGGCUGUUAGUCGGUCUGUCGGUCCACGUGGUGGCAGUGAUGCUUUACCUAUUAGACCGGUUCAGCCCGUUUGGAAGGUUUAAAGUGAACAGUGAAGAAGAAGAAGAAGACGCCCUCACCCUGUCCUCUGCCAUGUGGUUCUCAUGGGGAGUACUGUUAAACUCUGGGAUAGGAGAAGGAGCUCCCAGGAGUUUCUCAGCGAGGAUUCUGGGUAUGGUGUGGGCAGGUUUCGCUAUGAUCAUCGUAGCGUCGUAUACUGCCAACCUGGCAGCCUUCCUUGUGUUGGACCGGCCUGAGGAGCGCAUCACUGGCAUCAAUGACCCCAGGCUGCGUAACCCAUCAGAUAAGUUCAUCUACGCCACAGUGAAGCAGAGUUCGGUGGAUAUCUACUUCAGACGGCAGGUGGAGCUGAGCACCAUGUACCGGCACAUGGAGAAACACAACUAUGAGAGCGCUGCUGAGGCCAUUCAGGCCGUCAGAGACAAUAAACUUCAUGCCUUUAUCUGGGACAGCGCUGUGUUGGAGUUCGAGGCGUCACAGAAGUGCGAUCUAGUGACGACAGGAGAGCUGUUCUUUCGCUCCGGAUUCGGGAUUGGAAUGAGGAAAGACAGUCCGUGGAAGCAGAAUGUUUCUUUGGCCAUUCUCAGCUCUCAUGAGAAUGGCUUCAUGGAGGAUCUAGACAAGACAUGGGUUCGAUACCAGGAGUGUGACUCCAGGAGCAACGCCCCCGCUACCCUAACCUUCGAGAACAUGGCAGGUGUGUUCAUGCUGGUUGCCGGGGGCAUCGUCGCCGGGAUCUUCCUCAUCUUUAUCGAGAUCGCUUACAAACGGCACAAAGACGCUCGGAGGAAACAGAUGCAGCUGGCCUUCGCUGCUGUGAACGUCUGGAGGAAGAACCUGCAGGAUAGGAAAAGUAGAGCAGAGCCCGAGUCCAAACCCUCUUUUAGGUCCAUCACUUCGACCUCCGACCUCAAACGCCGUAGGGCCUCCGGGGACGCCACGCCGUACCCGACUGACAUCACCGGACAGCUCAACCUAUCAGAUCCCUCCGUCAGCACGGUGGUCUGAGAGCGACCCAGAGAGAGCUACACUGCUGCUGCUGAGCCACACACACACACACACACACACACACACACACACACACACACAGGCCCUCUGGACAAACACACACACGUCAUAUGAUAUAAACACAUGAAACACACAGAUGGACAGACUGAGCGUCCUCUGAGACAGGAAGUAGAAUAUGAUGACAUCAGGACUUUUGGACAGCAUCAUACUGUGCAAACACACACACACAUACACACACACCAUCUGUCAUCUCAACCCUCCACACACACACACACACACACACACACACACACACACACACACACACUCGCCUUGCUCUGCUUGUAGCCGUCGGCCUCAUCCACCCAGAGGGUCUUUUAUUUUGAAAGAACUGUCUCUGAUAGGUUUUAUUUUGGUUGAUGUCUUUGAUGUUGUACAGUUUCCUGUUUCCUGUUUCCUGUUUCCUGUCCGUCACGCCGACCCAUCUAUCCUCCGAUUCUCGCCGGAAACUCGAGCUCCAGCCCGCAAACACACCUGCCGAUCGAUCGGGAACCUAUUGAUUGAUCAGGAACUUGUUGAUCGAUCGGGGAACCCGUCGGUCGAUCGGGGACCAGAUCACGGUUCAGAGCGUGGUGGGUGGGCGGAGCCUCUGGGACAGGAAGCGUUUUCUUUAACGCGUCCUGCGUCACUGAGCCAGACGGCGGGGAGCUGUCAGUGCUGAGGCUCAUGGGUAAUGAAGUCCUGGUUCAGUGAGUCAGGAGGAAACUUUGUUUGAACCAACAGUCAGCAUUUAUCAGACGUAUAUAAAGAGUUAAUAAACAGAUCAUUACACAAUGAUUUCUGCAGAUAUGACGACUUUUUGUUGUUUAUUGUUUUUAUUUAUGAGGUGUUUAUUUAUAAACAUUCUUCACCCUCAUAAACAAAGUGAUGAAGAUGAUGAGGAGCAGCUGUAGAGAUAUGACUCAUCUGAUCUGAAGUCUUUAUAUCUGCUGUGUUAUAAGCUGUUUAUUAACUGUUAUACUGCUUAUAAAUGCUGAACAGAGAGGUUAAAGUUCAACUCAUCAAUAAUAAACAUUAUUACAAAGGAAAUGAUCCCACCUUUAAAUAUUUAAGAAAUUAUUUUCAUUAUUUUCAAACUUUUAAAAACCUACAUUUAUGAUUUUAUGAUUUAAUAUAAAGUCCUGAGAGAUGUUUCAGAUGCACACAGAACGAGAAGGUCUUCACACUUCAUCAUCUCAAUGUGACAAAACUAAUAAUAAUAAUAAUAAUAAUAAUAAUAAUAAUAAUAAUAUUUCCUGACUGCAGAGUUGAUCUGUUUUCACACUGAUGUCAGAAACAUGUUGAAAUUCUCUGUUUGACAUGAAAACAAGUCAAUCAGCUGAUUGCUCUCGUCACAGUUUCAGUUUCAGUGUGAACCAGUUGAAGCUUUUAUAAAACACUUUCUAUAUGAAAUAAACACACAGCUGUAAAACAACGUAUUGAUCACAGAUCAGAUUUAUUUUCAUCAGCGACAGUCAGCUGAUUCAGAUAUUUCUGACAUGUCUGCGUUUACUUCCUGUUAAACGAACCUUCGACUCAUGAACGUGUGUGACAGGUGUUCUGUCGCCCACCUGAACCUCAGCGUUCAUGACAUCCUGAGAGAUGAAGGUGAGACGCUUCAGCUGAAACACGUAGAGCAGGUCAUGUGAUAUCCUGCGAGUUUGUGCUCAACGAAUGACGUUACGUCCCAACGUACAGUCACGUAAAUAACAUGAAGUUACGAUAGGUCAGGGUUAGGAAGGGAAACACGGGACAUGUAUGAAUUUCAGUGCGUUGCUUUUCGUAGGAAAACAUACAAAACGUUAGUGACUGAAGACACUCAGAAGAAAAUGAGUUUGGGCUCUUAUUGCUUCCGUAGGUUUUUUGGCCUCGUACAAAGAAACAGUUCAACACACACUCAGGUUUAUUUUAGUUCAGCUAUCUGUUUGAAAAUUCAUGCAAAUCACCACAUGUUUAAUUAUAUAAUCACUUAUUUGUAAAUUUAAACAUUCAUUUCAGAAAACUUGUGAUACAAAAAAAAUGUCUUAAUGUGAGAAGAGUUCAUUAUAACUCAUCUCACACAGGAGAAGCACCAGACUAAGCCUCACACACACACACUCACACUCACACACACACACACACGCACACACACACACACUCACACACACACACACUCACACGCACGCACACACACACACACACACACAGACACAUACGCUCUGUCACAACUCUCAGUUUAUGGUUUAAAACUAAUGAGCAGUAAACUCUUGGUACUGAUCCGUCCCCAGGUGUCAGGUGUGUAAUCUGUAACUCAAACACAGUUCUUUAGUUCUUCAUAUCAGGAGGAAACAGGAGCCUGCAGACAGGAGACCGUUGUUUUAAUUUGGUGUACUCAGGUUUUUGUUUGUUUUUUAUUCUUAUCACAAAAAAUGUCCUUUUUUCAUUUUUGGUUUAAAACAAAGGAACUGUUUGUGUUUCGUUUCUUUUGUUAUUUUAGAAAUGAAUAAGAGAUGAUCCAGUGACACCUCAACCAUGACGGCGUCAGCGGGUUUUGUUUGUCAGAUUAAUUUUUAUUUUAAACUCUUUUGGUCUGACGACAGUUACAGAGUGAAGGAAUAUGAAUAACUUGCAGGAUAAUCCAGGAGCAGACACAUAAUCUGAGGAGCCAGCGACCUGCUUUAGACAUCUGAAGAACCUAAAUGUGUGAGCACACACGUUUAAUUUGAGUUUUACAGUUUGUUAGAAUUUGAUUUUGGAGACAGAACGUUUCUGUUUUCUAAAUAAAAAAGUCCCAAAACGUAAAAUAACUAUAAACACCAUGUUGAUAUCAGUAAGUUGUCUCAGAGUAAGAAUAUAUAAUAAAUGUCAGAAAGAACCAAAUCAUUCCAAGAUGGCGGUGUAACAGGUUUUGUUCCUAACGUUCAAAAGAAUAAAGUAACAAAAAAAACACAUAUGUUUGUACGUCACGUGCUCUCGCAAAAGCCACAUGGUUGCCGUGAAGCGAGUUGAACACAAAGGCUUUUUAACGUUUGUUGACUUUUCCAGCUCUUCAUCAAGUUCAGUGCUGCUUCUUUCUUUCUGUUCUUCCUCCUCCGACCUGUCCGUCUCUCAAACACUUAUCCACAACGACCAGGAAAUCAGAAUUCACAACUAAACCUGAGACUUUAAACCAGCAGUGAACUGUCGCAUAAUAAAAGUGUAACGAGGUCACAGCUGUGUGUUUAUGGAGAAAUUACAAUCAGCUCAACAUCAGAAUCAGACGCCUGAAAUAUCAUCACUUUAAAACUUCUUAAUUUUAUCAUACUUUUAUUUUGUAGUUCUGAAAUGACACAUUUAUUUUGGUGGGAAGAGGAAACAAUAUUUUAUUAAUUUCAGAAAUACAUUUGGUUUAAUGAUUUUUAUAUUUUUUUUUUUUCACAGUAUAUUUAUUGCUUUAUCACACGGUGGUUGUUUAAAGUUUCAGAUCCGUCAUCACAGAAAUAUUUCAAUUAAUUUACAGUUUUGUUUUUGGCUGAUCGAUCAGUAUUGAUCUGUCCUGUUUACGAUGAUCAGAAUCAAGUGUUAACAAAACCCUCCCUGAACCAGAGGCUCCGCC
This is a messenger RNA of Epinephelus lanceolatus (giant grouper), 7108 nucleotides long. NCBI's taxonomy places the organism in Eukaryota, Metazoa, Chordata, Actinopteri, Perciformes, Serranidae. The record is from RefSeq and is a predicted model, not a curated record.